This is a messenger RNA of Rhodamnia argentea, 1705 nucleotides long. RefSeq names its product glycosyltransferase BC10. The transcript is spliced from 2 exons. Gene Ontology annotation, cellular component: membrane. Gene Ontology annotation, molecular function: glycosyltransferase activity. Lineage: Eukaryota; Viridiplantae; Streptophyta; Magnoliopsida; Myrtales; Myrtaceae. The record is from RefSeq and is a predicted model, not a curated record. The coding region runs from base 143 to 1216 and encodes 357 amino acids.
CUCUCUCUCUCUCUCUCUCUGUUUCUCUCUCUAUCUCUAUAACCUAUGCCCUCCCACCAAAUCCAAACCCUAACCCCCAAUCGUGGCCGGCGCUCUCCGCCUCCUCCCCUGCUGCAUCGCCAUUGAUCGGAGGCAAUUCUAGAUGUACAGAUCUCCAUACAUUCUCUCCCUCACCCUUCUCCUCUCCCUCUCCCUCCUCUUCUUCCUCGGCCCCCGCCUCCUCCGCCCAGUUCCCCCCCUCCCCAUCUCCCCCUCCGACGAGCUCGACGACCUCUCCCUCCUCCGCCGCGCCUCCUCCCCCUCCUCCCCCUCCCGCCUCUCCUCCGCCUCCCGCCGCCCCAAGAUCGCCUUCCUCUUCCUCACCAACACCCCCCUCCACUUCUCCCCCCUCUGGGACCGCUUCUUCUACGGCUCCCCCCGCCACCGCCGCCUCUUCAACGUCUACGUCCACGCCGACCCCUUCUCCAACGUCACCGCCCCCUCCGACGGCGUCUUCGCCGGCCGCUUCAUACCCGCCAAGCGCACCGCCCGCGCCUCCCCCACCCUCAUCUCCGCCACCCGCCGCCUCCUCGCCACCGCCAUCCUCGACGACCCUGCCAACACCUACUUCGCCCUCCUCUCCCAGCACUGUGUCCCGCUCCACUCCUUGGCCUACGUCUACCGUUCCCUCUUCGAAUCCCCCCGCUUCGACCUUACCGACCCCGAUGCCGCCCGCAGCCAUGGCGUCCCCCUCCGCUUCCGCAGCUACAUCGAGAUCCACUCCCGGUCGAAAAGCCUCUGGAAGCGGUACACGGCCCGGGGGCGGUAUGCCAUGCUCCCCGAGGUCCCGUUCGAACAGUUCCGGGUCGGAUCCCAGUUCUUCGUCCUCACACGCCGCCAUGCCCGUGCCGUCGUGAAGGACCGCAAGCUUUGGAGGAAGUUCCGGCUGCCCUGCUACCGGGAGGACGCGUGCUAUCCUGAGGAGCAUUACUUCCCGACCCUUCUGUCCAUGGAGGACCCGGGCGCUUGCACGCAUUACACGCUCACCCGGGUCAAUUGGACAGGCACGGUCAAUGGGCACCCCCACACGUACCGGCCCCCGGAGGUCUCCCCUGACCUGAUUCACCGGCUCCGCGCGUCGAAUUACUCGGACUCCUAUCUUUUCGCGAGGAAGUUCUCGCCGGAUUGCUUGGAGCCGUUGAUGAGCAUCGCCGACAAGGUCAUUUUCCGCGACUGACCUCUUUUGCUGCUCAGGUUGACAAAGAUGCACGGGUAGAGUUUUGUGCCUAAAGCCUGCGAGGAUGAUGUUGGAGACAAUGUGUGGGGAAAAUGGUUUGAAGCGGCGUCGACAUGCCCACGACCAAGAAAACCUGCGUGCUCCAGCUUGAGUUUCUUGCAUCAAAGAGAUGAAAAUGUCGAUUAUCGGAUUUAAGAUGUCCGAGCAGGUACUUCUAUUGUAGUUCAGAGAGUGCCAAAAAGAAACUUAUGUCGACAACGACGAUGAUAUGCAAGUAUUGUAAUUAGGCUCUUUAGAGGUAAAUUACCUCACUCUUUUUGUACAUAACCUAUGGGGAAGAAGAAUCCUCCUUGUACUCUCUAUUCAUUCAAGAGGGAGAGACGAGCAAGAAAAAUGGUGUAAUGGGAAUUUGAGAGAGAAAAAGUUUAAAAAAAAAAAAAAAAAACCGAUGGGCUUAGAGUGACAAACGGUGAAAAGGGCAACUCCGAA